Messenger RNA from Boleophthalmus pectinirostris (great blue-spotted mudskipper), 3048 nucleotides. RefSeq names its product NLR family CARD domain-containing protein 3-like. Gene Ontology annotation, molecular function: protein binding. The record is from RefSeq and is a predicted model, not a curated record. Lineage: Eukaryota; Metazoa; Chordata; Actinopteri; Gobiiformes; Gobiidae. The transcript has 7 exons. Bases 1 to 3048 code for a protein of 1015 amino acids.
AUGAGUCACAAAGAGCAACAAACAGACACUGAGACGAAGAACAGAGACACAAACCUGCGUCACAUCUGUAGACCACUGACCCAAAGACUGGGUCGCGACCCUAAAGUCCAGUUCUCAAAACUGGAGGAGCGAAUUUUAAUUUUUGUGCAAACUGAGCUAAGUAGGUUACAGGAAGUUCUAACGGCAGAGGAACCAGAGUCUUUGGCACUUGAGAAGGAGGAUGAGGCAGAAAUUAAAGAUGCCUUUCUGAAGAUCGCCCUGAGCUUCCUGAAGAGUAUGGAACAGGAUAAAAUAGCGGAGCAUCUGCAAAACAGACAAUGUGUUUUCAAAUGUCAACGUGAACUGAAAUCUAAUCUGCGGCACAGAUUCAGUCGUGUGUUUGAGGGCGUGGCUAAAGCAGGAGACUCCGUCCCCCUGACCCAGAUCUACACAGAGCUCUACAUCACAGAAGGCGGCGCCUUAGAGGUCAACCUGGAACAUGAGGUCAGGCAAAUGGAAACCAUGUCCAGGAGACCAUCCACUACAGAGACCACCAUCGCAUUUGAAGACAUCUUUAAACCCCGCCCACAUUCACCAGAGAAAAUUAGAUUUGUGCUGACGAAGGGCGUGGCCGGCGUGGGGAAAACAGUGCUGACUCAGAAGUUCAGUCUGGACUGGGCUGAAGGCCGGGCCCAGCGGGACCUCCAGCUGCUGUUCCCGUUCACUUUCAGAGAGCUCAAUGUGCUCAGAGACACACAGUUCAGUCUGGUGGAGCUGCUGCACCACUUCUUCAGUCCAUCCAAAGAUCUCUGCAGCUUCCAACAGCUCCAGGUGCUCUUCAUCUUUGACGGUCUGGACGAGUGCAGACUUCCUCUGGACUUCAGACGAACCCGGGACCUGAGCGACCCCACAGAGUCCGCCUCAGUGCACGUGCUGCUGGUGAACCUCAUCAGGGGGAACCUGCUUCCCUCCGCUCGCCUCUGGAUAACCACACGCCCCGCCGCGGCCAAUCAGAUCCCUGCUGAGUGCGUCUCCAUGGUGACAGAGGUGCGAGGGUUCAUCGACCUGCAGAAGGAGCAGUACUUCAGGAAGAGGUUCAGAGACCAGGCCACAGCCAUCAUCAAACAUAUCAAGAGCAUCCACAGCCUCUACAUCAUGUGCCACCUCCCGGUCUUCUGCUGGAUCCUCUCCACAGUUCUACAGAAGCUUCUAGAACAAACGGAGACACCAGAGCUGCCCCGGACUCUCACACAGAUGUACAUCCACUUCCUGGUGGUGCAGACCAAAAUCCAGAACAUCAAGUAUCACCAGGGAACAGGGGCGGACCUUCACUGGACUCCAGAGACCAGGGAGAUGGUGUGGUCUCUGGGAAAACUGGCCUUUGAGCAGCUGCAGAAAGGAAAUCUGAUCUUCUACGAGAGCGACUUGAGUGAGUGUGGGCUGAAUGUGGAAGCAGCCUCCACGUACUCCGGAGUGUUCACACAGGUCUUUAGAGAGGAGCCAGGCCUGUACCAGGACAAGGUCUACUGCUUCAUCCAUUUGAGUUUGCAGGAGUUUCUGGCUGCUCUUCACGUCCAUCACACCUUCUACAGCUCUGGGAAGAAUCUUCUUCAUGACAGAUCACCCUCUUUCUUUGAAAAAUCUUUCAGAAGAAGGCCUGAAGUUCUCUACCACUCUGCUGUGGACCAGGCCUUACAGAGUCUAAACGGACACCUGGACCUGUUCCUGCGAUUCCUCCUGGGGCUGUCUCUGCCGACCAAUCAGAAGCUGCUGCAGGGUCUGCUGACUCAGACAGGAAGUGAACGGACCAAUGAGGUGACAGCAAAGUACAUCAAACAGAAGUUGGAUGAAGAGGGUCUUUCUGCAGAGAGAAGCCUGAACCUGCUCCACUGUCUGAACGAGCUCAACGACAACAGUCUGGUGGCGCUGAUGCAGUGGUACAUGAGAGGAGGAGGUCACUCUAUCAGAUACAUGUCUCCUGCUCACUGGUCGGCUCUGUCCUUCCACUUACUGUCCUCAGACUCAGACCUGGAGGAGUUUGACCUGAGGAAAUACCAGGCCUCAGAGACAGCUCUCCUGGGUCUGCUGCCGGUGGUCAAAGCCUCCACCAAAGCCCUUCUUUGCGGCUGUGGCCUGUCCCCUCGCAGCUGUCGUCCUCUGGCCUCAGUCCUCAGCUCCUCCAGUCUCACCCAUCUGGAUCUCAGUGAAAACAAUCUUAAGGACUCAGGAGUGGAGACGCUGUGUUCUGGACUGAUGAGCACCUCCUGCAAACUGGAGACACUCAGGUUGUCUGGAUGUCUGGUCUCAGAGAGGGGCGGAGCUGCUCUCGCCUCAACUCUGAGCUCCACCCAGUCCCACCUGAGAGAGUUAGACCUCAGUUACAACAAUCCAGGACGUUCAGCCAAGUUCCUGACCGCGCAACAGGACGACCCCAAAUGUUCCUUACAGUCUGUCAGGCUGGAUCCUGCUGGACAGCGCUGGAUGGUCCCAGGUCUGAGGAAAUACUCCGGUGAAUUCUCUCUGGACCAAAACACGGCUCACAGAAACCUCCUCCUGUCCACAAACAGAAAGAGUCUAACUGUGAGCUACGUGGAGAAGCCACAGUAUCCAGACCACGAGGACAGGUUCACAGACUGGCCUCAAGUCCUGAGCUGCACUGACCUGAGGGGGCGCUGUUACUGGGAGGUGGAGUGGAGUGGGGCAGUUUCUAUAGCAGUGAGUUACAGAGGAAUCAGACGGAAAGGAAGAGGAACGAAUAGUCGAUUUGGAUACAACGAUCAGUCCUGGAGUCUGAAGAUCCGUGAUAAAGAGUACUCCGUGUAUCACAACGGAAAAACCUUCGUCAGUGGCGUCUUCUCCUCGUACAGAGUCGCUGUGUUCCUGGAUUCUGAGGCUGGAGCUCUGUCCUUCUAUGAGGCUUUCUCUGACGGAAAACUGCUCCACCUCCACAGCUUCUCCUGCUCCUUCUCUGAGCCUCUGUUUGCAGGGUUUGGAGUGUGGACUGGUUCUAACGUGACUCUGAUUAAUCUGAAUACAUGGCACGGCCUGGAGGACAGACCUCGAACCUGA